UUUAAAUUAGAGCUAACGCUAGUCUAAUCACCUCUUCCUUCUCCAGCCCCGCAACCGCAAGCGCAAGAAACACACAAGCCGGAUUCGCCGUUCGCUCCGCCUCCUCGUCGCCGGCGAAGAUCCGCCAUGCCUCGCCUCCCCCUCCUCCUCCUUAUCGUAGCCGCGGGUGCCGCGGCGGGCGGCGGCGCGGCGAAGCCGACGGCGUACGAGGCGCUGGCGACGUUCGACUUCCCGCCGGGGAUCCUCCCCAAGGGGGUGGUGUCCUACACCCUCGACGACGCCACCGGCGACUUCACGGCCGCGCUCAACACCACCUCCACCUGCGCCUUCUCCAUCCAGGGCUCCUACUCGCUCCGCUACCAGCCCAGGCUCUCCGGCCGCAUCGCCGCCGACCGCCUCACCAACCUCCAGGGGGUCUCCGUCAAGAUCCUCUUCCUCUGGGUCAACAUCGUCGAGGUCACGCGCCACGGCGACGACCUCGGCUUCUCCGUCGGCAUCGCCUCCGCCGACUUCGGCGUCGACAACUUCCUCGAGUCCCCGCAGUGCGGCUGCGGCUUCGACUGCAACGACGCCGAUCUCUCGCUGCCGCUGCCGGAGCCGGAGCCCCGCCUGCGGCUGCGAGGUGCGUUCUAGAAUCCUAGCCCGAUCCGCCGCUCCAUGAAAUUUUCUUGGAUAAUGCUGUUGAUGUGAGCCGCGCGAUCUGAAUCUGCUAUCUUAGAUGGGUUAAUAAACAACAAAUGUCCCAACUUUUUGAUGGGAUAUCAAAAAUUCAGAGCUCGAUUUCAUAUGUUUCUUGCACUGUUUCAGACAGAUUAGACUUUAGAGAGGAUCCACAGGAGAAAGUAAGAUCAGCUGAAAUUUCUUGUA
This is a messenger RNA of Oryza brachyantha (malo sina), 867 nucleotides long. RefSeq lists its product as uncharacterized. The transcript has a single exon. Bases 127 to 633 code for a protein of 168 amino acids. NCBI's taxonomy places the organism in Eukaryota, Viridiplantae, Streptophyta, Magnoliopsida, Poales, Poaceae. The record is from RefSeq and is a predicted model, not a curated record.